AUGCCCGUCCCGAGUAGUAGUAAUUCGACCAAGCCUUCUGACAAGCUGCCCGUGAAGAAUGGCAGCCGCGGGAAGUUUCCCUCUGCGUCACCGAAGGUUCCGGUCGGUGGCAAGUCAAACGCGUCCGCGGCAAGUCCGUCGGGCGGCAAGAGGUGGAGCAAGGGAGCGCCGUCCGCGGGAACGAAGCCGCCGGCGCAAGGCGGAACACCCGCGCAGGGCGAUCCAGGCUCGCAGGCGAAAGGACCUGGAGGAGCCACGUCAGCGUCGCGACACAAAGCCGCCAAAUCCCCCUCGGCUACUAAAAACCCGUCGCAGACGAAACAGCCGUCUACCAAGCAGCCGCCUGCCAAGCAGCCGUCUACCAAGCAGCCGUCUGCCAAGCAGCCGUCUGCCAAGCAGCCGUCUGCCAAGCAGCCGUCUACCAAACCACCACCCCGGACCAAACCACCUCUAAAUACAAAGCAACCCCCGCAGACCAAACCCGCUCCUGGGUCUAAGACUACCAAGCCUCCUUCCCAUACCGCGCUGCCCACCCAACCCAAGCCUUCCACCAUUCCCAAACCUCCGAUACAGACCAAACCUCCUAACCAAUCUAACCCAGCCAAUCAGACGAAGCCGCCGGCGCAUACCAAACCUCCUGCUGAAGCAAAGCCUCCGAGCCAAGGCAAGCCGUCAGGCACUCCACCAAUCAGACCCAAGGUUCAGCUGUUCCACGUGGCAGGCAAUAAUACGUUCUGGCGGGGGGUGGUGCCUCAACAUCAACGACUGUGCCUCGUGUCUCAUCUUCCCAUUCCUGUGUCUCAUCUUCCCAUUCCUGUGUCUCAUCUUCCCAUUCCUGUGUCUCAUCUUCCCAUUCCUGUGUCUCAUCUUCCCAUUCCUGUGUCUCAUCUUCCCAUUCCUGUGUCUCAUCUUCCCAUUCCUGUGUCUCAUCUUCCCAUUCCUGUGUCUCAUCUCCCCAUUCCUGUGUCUCAUCUCCCCCUCCUCGUCUCCCCCAACCCAUCGCCCUCUCCCCCUCUCCUUGCCAGGGCGGCGGGUGGUACCUCAACUUCAACGACUGUGCCUCAUCUCCCCAUUCCUGUGUCUCAUCUCCCUCUUCCCAUCUCCCGCUUCUCAUCUCCCCCUUCCCAUCUCCCGCUUCUCAUCUCCCCCUUCCAAUCUCCCGCUUCUCAUCUCCCCCUCCUCAAUCCCUCCCAUGUCAGGGCGGGGGGUGGUGCCUCAACUUCAACGACUACAUGCUCUCAUUCUACUGCUCAUUCUCCCUGCUUCCUUCUCAUGCCCCAUUUCUCACGCCCCAUCCCACGUUCCCACUCGCACUCUCACCUACUCACCUCCUGUUCUAACCUUCCAUCUCCCCACUCUCCGUUCUCCUUCAUGCCACGUCAGAUGGCUGGUUACCGCAUGAGCUUCACGGGCAUACUCAGUGGCAACGCAGCUGACAACCCCUUCUUCCACAACUGGAACAUGGCAGUCAUCAUGUACUGUGACGGAGGCGCUUAUAUGGGGUACAAGGGGCGCAUGCAGCAGGGCUCUAAACGAGUCUUCCUCUCAGGCCACCACAUUCUCAAGAACACUCUGAUUGACCUGCAGCAGCAGAGGGGCAUGGGGGCGGCAGCAUCAGCUCUCAUUGCCGGGUGUUCGGCGGGAGGGCAGGCUGUUGCAGUGGGGUGUGACUGGAUGGCCUCGUUUCUGCCACGCUCUGCUAAAGUCAAGUGUGCCACUGAUGCUUCUUUCUUCCUCGGUACGGCCAACUUGUGGACCUGCUGGCAUGAGGUCUCCUCUCGUCACCUAUUCUCCUUCAAAGCAUCUCCAUCCAUCUUCCCUUCUGUAACCUUCUCGCCAUCUCCUUCUGUUAUCACUCGUCAACCUCUCAUCCGUCACCUGCCACUCAUCCAUCCGCCCGUUCAGAUGAGGCCGACAUCGCGGGGCAGUUCACCUUCAGAUCCUACAUGCAGCGCAUGA
Messenger RNA from Closterium sp. Naga37s-1, 1959 nucleotides. NCBI's taxonomy places the organism in Eukaryota, Viridiplantae, Streptophyta, Zygnematophyceae, Desmidiales, Closteriaceae. The record is from the annotation of a GenBank genome assembly.